This is a messenger RNA of Cucumis melo (muskmelon), 1733 nucleotides long. RefSeq names its product chlorophyll(ide) b reductase NOL, chloroplastic. Gene Ontology annotation, molecular function: oxidoreductase activity. NCBI's taxonomy places the organism in Eukaryota, Viridiplantae, Streptophyta, Magnoliopsida, Cucurbitales, Cucurbitaceae. Bases 362 to 1498 code for a protein of 378 amino acids. The transcript has 15 exons. The record is from RefSeq and is a predicted model, not a curated record.
UUCCAAUUCUCUUUUCUUCUAUUCGCAUUCUCUCGACAUUCUGAGCAUUUCAUACGAUUUUGUUUCUAUUCCUUGUUCUGACGAGUGCAUGUCUGUAUUGGAAAGUUGUGUUAACCUCGGGGAGCAACUGACAUCACGAUUAGCACCACGGUAAAUUAAGACCAAAAUCCAACACGUUGGAGAAUGAGGCCCGAUGCAAUGAUAACGUUGUUGUUGGGUGGUUCCAUCUGGGGAUGGAUAGAUAAAGCUCCAAUCACUAACAAAAUUCAAUGUAAUGAAUAGAGAGCGAGAAAGAAGAAGAUGAACGAGAAGUUUCUUUUUAAGAAGAAGAAAUGGAGGGUAUUUCUGUAGUUAACAAAAAAUGUUAUAUAUAUAUAUAUUUAUAUGUGUGUGUAAAUUACCUAAAUUAAUCAAUCUGGAAAAUUUCUACCGCGCAAAAAUGGCUUCAACUUCUUCUUCUUCUUCCUCCCUCCUCUUGACGUCUCCGUUCAUCUCCCAUAACCAUGGCUUCUUCAUCUCUCCUUCUUCUCAAAUCCGCUUAUCACUCUACAAAUUCAAGAGUUUCAGUCUUUCCAUACCUCGUUCCCGCAAGAUUUCCAACAUUCCGGCGAACAGCCUCGUGAAUUCCAAUUCCGUAUCCCCAAAGCCCGAAGAAUUUCAGCAGAAGGAGCCUAUGGUUCCUCCUUACAACGUUUUGAUCACUGGCUCCACUAAAGGAAUAGGAUAUGCGUUGGCCAGACAGUUUCUGAAAGAAGGUGACAAUGUCGUUAUCUGUUCACGAUCAGCUGAGAGGGUUGAAUCUUCUGUUCAAAGCUUGAGAGAAGAAUUUGGGGAGCAGCGUGUGUGGGGUACUAAAUGUGAUGUGCGAGAAGGAGAGGAUGUAAAGAAUUUAGUCGCAUUUUUGCAGAAAAAUCUUAAAUAUAUUGACAUUUGGAUCAAUAAUGCAGGAUCAAAUGCUUAUAGCUUUAAGCCUUUGGUCGAGGCUUCAGAUGAAGAUCUCAUUGAAGUUGUCACUACAAAUGCUCUUGGUUUGAUGAUAUGUUGCCGAGAGGCAAUAAAGAUGAUGUUAAACCAACCUCGAGGGGGUCAUAUUUUCAACAUUGAUGGGGCCGGUUCUGAUGGACGACCCACCCCUAGGUUUGCUGCAUACGGGGCAACUAAAAGAAGUGUUGUCCAUUUAACGAAGUCAUUACAGGCAGAACUGCGGAUGCAGGACGUGAAAAAUGUUGUAGUGCACAAUCUUUCGCCUGGGAUGGUUACAACUGAUCUUCUUAUGUCUGGUGCUGAUACGAAGCAGGCGAAAUUUUUCAUCAAUGUUUUGGCGGAACCACCUGAAGUGGUGGCAGAAUAUCUCGUCCCAAACAUAAGAUCUAUCCCAACCAAUGGUUCGACAAGGCCCACAUACAUUCGUUUCCUCACUGGACUAAAAGCUUAUUCCCAGAUUUUCUCAAGACUUGCUUUUGGUGCAAGAAGAAACAGAUAUCUUCUAGAAGAUUGAUAAGAAAAGAAUAGUUUUUCCAUGGCGGACCCAUUGGACUGCUCCUAAAACACGACGCAAAGGAAAUGAUGCCUUCUUGUCUUUCACCCCUCCCCCCUCCCUCCCUCCCUCCCUCCCUCCCUCCCUGUAAAAACUGUUAGUCUUUUUUUUCAUUGAUUUACUCAAUAAACGAUUAAUUGUAAUUUUAUUGUUUGUAUUUACUUUAACAGGUGUAGCUCUUAUCAUUUUUUUCUUA